This is a messenger RNA of Chondrus crispus (carragheen), 2217 nucleotides long. RefSeq lists its product as hypothetical. Gene Ontology annotation, molecular function: DNA endonuclease activity; 3'-5'-DNA exonuclease activity. The coding region runs from base 1 to 2217 and encodes 738 amino acids. The transcript has a single exon. Lineage: Eukaryota; Rhodophyta; Florideophyceae; Gigartinales; Gigartinaceae. The record is from RefSeq and is a predicted model, not a curated record. Gene Ontology annotation, biological process: mitochondrial double-strand break repair via homologous recombination; meiotic DNA double-strand break formation; double-strand break repair via homologous recombination. Gene Ontology annotation, cellular component: Mre11 complex.
AUGACCCAUCCUUAUUCCGAAGGCUAUGAUGAACCAACCAAGAUUUUGCUUUCCAGCGAUAACCAUCUUGGUUAUCUCGAGAAUGACCCGCUUCGUCAUGACGAUAGCUUUCGCACUUUCGAGGAGCUUUUGUACAUUGCCCGGUCCAACUCCGUUGAUUUUAUUGUGCUCUCCGGAAACCUCUUUCACCACAGGCAGCCCUCCAACGCUACUUUGCAGCGAACAAUCAAGCUCUUGAGAGAGUAUUGCCUUUCUCUGGACAGAAGAUCUUCUUUGCAUGUUAUUUCUGACCCCCGCGCUGUCCAUUUCAAAGACCCCCGCAAUCCCGUCGCAAUACCAGUUUUUGUUCUGCACGGGGACCGAGAUAGUCCAGGCAAAGGUCAUGGUACCAAAGCUCUCAGCCCUCUUGAUGUCCUUGCUGAGUCCGGACUGAUCACUUACUUUGGAAAAACCGGGUCAGACAACCCCCUUGAAAUAUCUCCGAUUCUACUUGAGAAGGGUGGCAAUGCAAUUGCUCUUUACGGCCUCGGCCAUAUGCGAGGAGAAAAACUUCUGAAAGCCUCCCAAAAGGACAACGGCCUGUCGUGGAUGCGUCCGAAAAUAGAGAGAAAGAAUGGUCAAAUUGACUUGCUAGCUUACCCGCACAGAAGUCCCGCCAUGGAACACAAUCCAGAUAGCCGUAUCGAUGACAACUGGUUUAACAUUUUUGCUUUCCAUCAGAAUCGCGAUAUGGAGCAUCCCUCGACACAAGCAGUCCAUCAUAUUGCUGACGGUCCCAGAGGUGUUUCAGAGUCUUUUCUCCCAGAUUGGAUGGACUGCGUUGUUUGGGGACACGAAAACGGAAGGCCUCUGGAAUGCACUUCAUCAAAGAUUUACCUAGUGCAACCGGGCUCCACAGUGGCCACAUCCUUGUCUGAAGCGCAGGCAAAACCGAAGCACGUGGUCCUCAUGGAGGUUGGCCUAGAGCACACCUACCCUCAAGAAAUUGAGCUGCAUACCGUACGAGACAUGCAUUUUGAACGCAUUCCGUCUCCGUCGUCGUCGGAAGCGUACUCGGUUUUUAUGGACCAGAAGCUGGACGAAGUGAUUAGACGCCGGGAAGUUCAACAUCAGAAAAAAAUGCGCAACUUUAAGAAAGUCUUGGCUCAGCAGUCUGUCAAGAACAUAGUCUACCCAUCGGAAAAGUUUUACGAAAUGGCCCUAUAUGGACUAGGACAACGCCCUCUCGUGCGAAUCAUCUUUGAGAAAACUGACGGACGAGAGCCCCGAAGCUCCGGACAAAUGCGACGCAAAUAUGCUCCGCGCGUGGCUGCCAUGCAUGAAUUAUUUUCUGUUGAAAGAACCCAUAGCGAUUCCGAAGCAGGAAUGGGCGUGCAAGCUCGCGACGUAUCUCUUGCUCAAGGAGAAAGUAUGCGUCUAAUGCAAAACCUCUCCAACUAUUUCACGUUUCAUAGUGCAGUGGGGGGUGAAGGUUUGUCUUGUUUGAGAGCAGAUCAGGUUAAUAAUACCAUGGAUGAGGCACUCAAAGGAGGAAAGCAAGUUAAGCUCUGGGAAGAUGUCAAGGAGCAAAUAGCGAAUAUCGAGGUAACAGUUGCGGAUGAGAAAUUGAAUGCCUUGGCCUUAGGUGAGAGGAUUGAUAAGAAUGAAUUACGGGAGAGUCUUCGGAAGAAAUCACAGCAAGCGACGAUGCGUAUGCUCCGAAAUUCUCGACGACGUGCCGGCCUUUACGUGCGAACAGAAGCUACAGUAAGCAAUAGCCAGACAGAUGGGCUUGAAGAUGAAGAUGAGAUACAACCGGUACAAGAUCGGGAUGAUGAAUCUUUUGAUCAAUACCUCACGCAUGCGCAUGAGGUGGUUAUGCGCCAAAACUUAAUACCUCACGAUGGGCUUGAGGAUGAAGAUGAGAUACAACCGGUACAAGAUCGGGAUGACGAAUCUUUUGAUCAAUACCUCACGCAUGCGCAUGAGGAGGAUAUGCGCCAAAACUCAAUACCUCACGGGACGAGAGCUUUUUCUGUAGGUGGCACGUCUGCGACUCGUAGGAAACGCACAGGCACACCGCAGAGAUCUCCGAAGAGAGCGAAGCGUUCAAGUCCAGCGCGAACCCCACGAGAGCGUUUUGGUGAUAUUGAAAGCAGAUUGAAUAACCAGGCUUCAAAAGAAGAAGACGAGAUAAUGCCUGCUCCAGCGAUCGCUCAGGGCGCUACAACUCGCUAG